AUGUUCACUGCUUUGCGCACGCAAACAGAGAAUGACUUUGGUAUCAACGACACGUACACCGUUGAGGCGUUCGAGCGCUGGGCUUUGCAAAGCUUUCGGUCAGAUGCAGCUCAACCGGAAUUAGAUACACGAAGGUUACGCGAUAAAAAGGGUGGAGGUGCAGAUGAAUCAAUCAAUAACCAGGACCCUAUCUUUGCAG
Molecule: messenger RNA, 199 nt
Organism: Sphaeroforma arctica JP610
Lineage: Eukaryota; Ichthyosporea; Ichthyophonida
Exons: 1
Source: RefSeq, a predicted model, not a curated record